AUGGCGCACGGCUCGGCCGCGCUCUGCCUGUGGCUGUGGCUGAGCGCGGCGGCGGGGCUGCGGCUCACGCUGCUGCACACCAACGAUGUCCACGCGCACGUGGAGGCGCGGGGCUGCGCGGAGAGGCCGCAGAGCUGCUUCGGUGGCGUGGCGCGGCGGGCGGCGCGGGUGGCGGCGGAACGAGCGGCGCAGCGCAACGUGCUGCUCCUGGACGCCGGUGACCAGUACCAGGGCACCGUGUGGUUCUCCCGAUUCAAGGGUCGGGAGGCCGUGCACUUCAUGAACCUCCUGCGCUACGAUGCCAUGGCUUUGGGCAACCAUGAAUUUGAUGAAGGUGUGCGUGGAUUACUGGAUCCUCUACUUAGAAAUGCUAAUUUUACAAUUCUGAGUGCAAACAUUAAGGGAAAAACCCCAUUAGGAAAUCAAAUGAUGAAAUACGUUCAUCCUUUUAAAAUACUACAUGUUGACUCAGAAAGAAUAGGUAUCGUUGGCUACACUACAAAGGAAACUUCCUUUCUUUCACAGCCAGGGAAUGAUGUAAUCUUUGAAGAUGAAAUUGAAGCAUUGCAAGUGCAAGUGAACAAACUUACAGCAAUGGGAGUAAACAAAAUAAUUGCACUAGGGCACUCUGGCUUUACUGUGGACAAAAAUAUUGCCCAAAAGGUGAAAGGAGUGGAUGUUGUUAUUGGAGGACAUACAAAUACAUUUCUCUAUACAGGAACCCCUCCCUCUACUGAGCAGCCAGCUGGCCCAUAUCCCUUCAUGGUUGACUCAGAUGAUGGGAGGAAGGUGCCAGUGGUACAAGCUUAUGCUUAUGGAAAAUAUCUUGGUUACUUGAAUGUUACAUUUGACAAGAAAGGAAAUGUAGUUGAAGCAGUUGGGAAUCCUAUCCUGCUGGACAGCAGUGCUCCUGAAGAUGAGCAGAUUAAAGAAGAAGUGGAAAAGUGGAGGAAAAACUUGGGGAAUUACUCUAAAGAGAUUGGAACAACUAGUGUUUAUCUGAACGGUACAGGCGAAGCAUGCCGUUUCCAGGAAUGCAACAUGGGGAACUUGCUUUGUGAUGCUAUGCUUUAUGAGAAUGUCAGACGUCCAGAUGGAAAGUCAUGGAACCAUGUUUCACUGUGCAUCCUGAAUGGAGGUGGGAUACGGGCAUCCAUCGAUGAACAGAGUGCUAAUGGUAGCAUCACUAUGGAAGAUUUGCUGUCUGUUUUGCCAUUUGGAGGUCGUUUUGAUUUGGUAACGCUGACAGGUUCCACACUGAAAGAAGCUUUCGAGCACAGCGUGCGCAGGUAUGGAAGAGGAACAGGAGAGCUGUUGCAGGUUGGAGGUAUCCACGUGGUCUAUGAUCUCUCCAGAGCCCCAGGAAGCAGAGCUGUUAGCAUAGAAGUGCUCUGCACAGCCUGCAGAGUCCCAGCCUACGUCCCACUGCAGAUGGAUGAAAAAUACAAUGUGACUCUUCCGUCCUAUCUGCUGUUUGGUGGAGAUGGUUAUCACAUGCUGAGAGACAACCACCUAGCAUACAGCAAAGGUGAACCUGACAUCGAGGUUGUUUCCCGUUAUCUUGAUAGAAUGAAGAGAGUUUACCCAGCAGUUGAAGGUCGAAUAAAGUUUUCUUCUGGGAGUCUUAUCCAAGGAAGUCUUACUCUGAUUUCUGCUUUGCUCACUGUAACGUUCUGGCAUUGCUGAUUUUUCUUCCUCAAGUGUUUACAUUUGGAAGAAAGGAGGAUAGAGAUGGUGCUGAGGUGGGGAGAAGAGGACUGUUCUCUUUUCUCAAACCUUAAAACAAAUGUUUGGGUUUCUGCAUGGAGUCAAUUAAUAGCAAGGACUGUCUGUCUUUGAUCCGUCCAUUUUUGAAGUGAGUCUGGGGCAGAAUUCAUGGCUUUUCUCACUUUGAAAGAGCAAGCACAAACUGGCGUGACCCACCAUUCAGGUUGAGGUUUCAAGAAGCAAAGUAUCAAUGCUCCAUCGCAAAACAACCACUGACCAAAAUGGGAUCUUUUAAACUCGUUGAUUCUUCCAGCUGCUUCAUUAAGUUGAUCACAAAUCUGAUUCCAGUAAUGUAAAUGAACUUCUAGAAGUAGAUAUAUUAUAAGCACGCACACUUCUCUUUGACCUCCACUCAUGGUUUAAGCUUUGUAUCUCAGAAAUCUAGCUUACUUCCAGUUAUUGUCUUACCUGCACUGAUGCCUACAUAAGUUGGAUCAAACUCAGUGCCAUUAAAAGCACUGGUCCAUUUAUGUGCAAUUUAAAAAGUAUUUUACUUUUUAAGACACAGCAGCUUACUUAUGUUUUCCAUUAAGAAAGCUUGAUUUGAUUUCGAUAAAUUUUGAAAAAUCAAAUAUAUAGCCUCACCAAUUAAUACGACUGAUGUGGGGACUAUAGCUAGAGUAAGAACAAAGUAUCUAAGGUUAUUUUCUAGGCAGAUGCUCCAUUGUACACUUAGGCAGGAAUCCCAGCAGUUACCGGUACCAGCAGUGUUCACAGAGGACACCAGAUACACACAGAUGCCUGCAGUGCCAGGGUAUCCUUUGGAAGUUUCCCAGUAUUGGGGCUUUUUACAGCAUAACUUGGCUUAUCGUAGCAACAAUCAUAACUCAAAAGCCUCUUUCCUAUACAGACAGACUGCUUUAAAAACCCAGCUGUCAGUGCCAAGUUGAUGAGGAUCGAGUCAGAAAUAGGAUAAAUGUGAAGUUCCAUUCAGAACUGACAUCAACAUACUUCCAUACUGUUUACUGCUCUAUUAAAUGGAUGUGCAGAAUUUUGAAUAAACCUACCCUGAUUUUCUGGAAAGCAAAUGACACUUUUUAUCAAGAGCCAAGUUACCUCACUUCUUAAACACUCUAUGCCCACAGAUAAAGUGGAGGUGCAUCACAUUAAGGUAAACUGCAGUGUGUUUGAAUUUCAAGAUCUAACGACUAUUCACAUAAAUUCAGGAGUUUUGCAUGAAAAGAUUUGAUUACAGAGUUCUAACAAUUUAACUACUGCAACAAGGAGGCAAGGAACAGCCGACUUUGGUGGCAGUGGUGACUUGUCAGUGUAACUCCUAAAGUUAUUAAUUUACAGAAUAGUCUUCCCCAAACCAAGGUAAAACCAAUAACAGAGACUGUAUGUAUGGACUGAUCUGUACCCUUACAUCAGAUUUUGAGCUGUAUCUGCAUGGCAGGUAUUUUGUUUGGUUUGUUGUGUUUGUUUGUUUAAAUAAAAAAGGAAGUGAGAUCAAACUCCUUUGGUGUGCCCAGAAGGAAAUAACACAGCUACACCUUCUCUCAGCAAGCAGCAAGAACAGGUUUACAAAAGCAAUAAAGACAGUUAAUGCAAACUGUCUAGACAAAGAACAUUAAUACUGUAUUAUUUUGGAUCAUUUGUAAAAGCAAAAAAGUGGAAUUGUCUGAAAAGCAAAAAUCUCAAGAAAUGUUUAAGAUAUUAAAAUAUCUCUGUGUUGUUCUGCAAUUAAAACUUGUUAAAAAAUCCCUGCAUGUUUCCUUUGCGCAGUCUCCUUCAGGAAGGCUGAGCCAACACAUACAGGUUUACUGGAAAAAUCUUCCACACAUUUUUGUACUAAUAAAUUUCUAGAAAACUUUAA
Messenger RNA from Phasianus colchicus (ring-necked pheasant), 3583 nucleotides. RefSeq names its product 5'-nucleotidase ecto (gene NT5E). Lineage: Eukaryota; Metazoa; Chordata; Aves; Galliformes; Phasianidae. Gene Ontology annotation, cellular component: plasma membrane. Gene Ontology annotation, molecular function: nucleotide binding; metal ion binding; 5'-nucleotidase activity. The record is from RefSeq and is a predicted model, not a curated record. Gene Ontology annotation, biological process: AMP catabolic process.